This is a messenger RNA of Pungitius pungitius (ninespine stickleback), 1541 nucleotides long. Its product is annotated as zinc finger protein OZF-like. The transcript has 2 exons. NCBI's taxonomy places the organism in Eukaryota, Metazoa, Chordata, Actinopteri, Perciformes, Gasterosteidae. The coding region runs from base 1 to 1200 and encodes 399 amino acids. The record is from RefSeq and is a predicted model, not a curated record.
AUGUCCUCUCACCAUCUGAAAAUCAUCCCCGACAACACUGAACUACUUCUCUUCCCGGGAAAAGGUUCUUCCACCCAGGACUUGACUGUUAUCUUCGGCAACUCCGUGUUAAAGGCGACUCUGACCGCCAGGAACCUCAAGGAGCCACAACAACAGAUUCUGGCUCCUCCAGGUGAGAAGCCAUUUUUGUGCAAAACAUGUGGAAAAUAUUUCCAACAUAAAAAAACUCUGGUGGCCCAUGUGAAAAGAUUCCACGGUGUUGAUCAACCAUAUGCUUGCAACACCUGUGGGAAAAGAUUCAUGGAUAAAUCAGUAUUUAAAGUUCAUAAAAGAGUCCACCGUGAUGAAAAAAGAUUUUCUUGCAAAAUAUGUAGAAAAGUUUUUAAAUUUAGUAAUAGUUUAAAAGUCCACGUGAAAGUUCACACAGGGGAAAGGCCGUAUUCUUGCACCACAUGUGGCAAAACAUUCAGUUAUGCAUCAAGUUUAAGGGCUCAUACAAGAAUCCAUACUGGGGAGAAGCCACAUUCCUGCAACACCUGUGGGAAAACAUUCACUCAAAAAUCCGAUUUGAAUUCUCAUAAAAGAGUCCAUAGUGAUGAGAAACCAUUUUCUUGCCAAACUUGUGGAAAAUUUUUCAAAUGCAGUAAAGGCUUAAAAGUCCAUGUGAAAGUUCACACUGGGGAAAGGCCGUAUUCUUGCAUCACCUGUGGGAAAACAUUCACUGGGAAAUCACAUUUGGAGACUCAUACAAGAAUCCAUACUGGAGAGAAGCCAUAUGCCUGCAUCACUUGUGGGAAAACUUUCACUGAUAAAUCACAUUUGAAGUCUCAUACAAGAGCCCAUACUGGGGAAAAGCCAUUUUCAUGCACCACCUGUGGGAAAACAUUCCCUCGUGCAUCAAUUUUGAAGUAUCAUACAAGAGUUCAUACGGGGGAGAAGCCAUAUUCCUGCAUGACCUGUGGGAAAACAUUCACUGGGAAAUCACAUUUGAAGACUCAUACAAGAAUCCAUACUGGGGAAAGGCCAUUUUCUUGCACCACGUGUGGGAAAAAAUUCCCUCAUGCAUCAAUUUUGAAGUAUCAUACAAGAAUCCAUACUGGGGAGAAGCCAUAUUCCUGUACAAUAUGUGAAAGUGUUUUUAGAUUUUCUAGUAACUUAUUUGUCCACAUGAGAAGAAGCCACAAAGAUGAAAAGUCAUAAAUUCAACUUAUGUGAUGAAAUAUUCUGAGCAAUUGUUAAGAUAGAUUGGGAGUUGACGCUUUAGAACAGAACACAAAUGCUGCAUUUGGGGAAAAUUUUUCAGGGUCUUGACGUACAAAACCAUCCAGCCAAACCCCGACUGGAUGAGCGGUUCACUUAUUAAAUGAUUACUUGUAGAUUUUUCCAAUAAAACUCGAUUGUAAUAUCUUAGACAGUUCUUCAGCAACAAAAUGGGAUAUUUUUGCAUUUAUCUCUUUUUUUUCUUCAAUAUAACUUGUUACUUAAAUGUUUUUGGGGAAUUAUUUGAAAUCCCCCAAAUCUUUGUUGCACAUUGAACAUAU